Molecule: messenger RNA, 4061 nt
Organism: Vidua chalybeata
Lineage: Eukaryota; Metazoa; Chordata; Aves; Passeriformes; Viduidae
Product: C-factor-like
Exons: 7
Coding region: 3190-3969 (259 amino acids)
Source: RefSeq, a predicted model, not a curated record
GAGAGGGACUUUGGACGUCGCCCUGGAGUGAUAGCAUAAGGGGGAAUGACUUCAACUGGGAAAAAAAAAAAAAAAAGAGGCAGGUUUAGAUUAGAUACGAGGAGGAAAUUCUUCCCUGCUAGUGGGGUGAGGCCCUGGCACAGGUUGCCCAGAGAAGCUGAGGCUGCUCCAUCCCUGGAAAUGUUCAAGGCCAGGUUGGAUGGGGCUCUGAGCCUAAGGGAAGGUGACCCUGCCCAUGGCGGGGUGUUGGAACAGCAGGUCCCUUCCAGCCCCAGUCGUUCCAGGAUUCCCCAUGUUUUGGCCAGCUCUGUAGUACAGUUUCCCAUUAAAUGGUUCACACACGAUGCCAAACCAUCCCUGGAAAUAUACCUUGUUUUUAUGUUCUUUCCUUUAGUUUUGGCUCCAGGUAAUCCCAGGGGUUCCCCAGAUGCUUGCCCUUGGGAAGAAGCAUCCUGCCACAACAGCCUUGCCCAUCCUUUAUCUCAUCUUAAGGCAUUAAAGCCUCUAGGUCAAAUCUGUCAAGCAGCCUGGGAAAUGUUCUGGCUGAAGGGAUGGCAAAUUCCUCCCCUCACCCCGUUCAGUUGUGACUUGGGGCAGUCAGUGCCGUUCAUCCCCGUGCCAGAGGCUCUGGUUCCAUCAGUGGGCUGACAGGGAGGGCAGUGAAAUGGCACGACAAGAUGGAUGUAAUUGUCACCCUGUGUUUGUUUGCAUGGCCAGGUUUUGGUCGGGGUCGGGGGGUCUGGGGUGGCUUCUGUGGGAAGAUAGCAGGAGGCUCCUCCAUGUCCAGCAGAGCCAGUGGCAGACAGCUCCAGGACAGACGAGUUGCUGGCCAAGGCCAAACCCUUCAGCCACAGUGGUAACGCCUCUGUGAUAACGUAUUUAAGAAGAAAACAAAAAAGUUAUUGUGCAGAUGCAAUUGCAGCCAGAGAAGAGUUGAGUGAGAAUACGUGAGGGGAAUAGCUCAGCAGACACCAAGGUCAGUGCAGAAGGAGGGGGAGGAGGUGCUCCAGGCAGUGGAGCUGAGAUUCUCAUGCAGCCCAUGGUGAGCCAGCUGUGCCCUCGAAGCCCAUGGAGGGCAUGGGAAUGCAGAGAUCCACCUGCAGUCCCAGGGGGAGCCCAUGCUGGAGCAGGUGGAUUCCUGAGAAGAGGCUGUGAACCCAUGGGAUGCCUGUGCUGGAGCAGGUCCUGGCAGGAACCUGCAGACCCGUGGAGAGAAGAGCUCAUGCUAAAGCAGUUUUCCCAGCAGGACUUGUGACCCUAUGGAGGGCCCAAGCUGGGGCAAGCUGUGCCUGAAGGACUGCACCCCAUGGAAGAGUGAUCCAUGUUGCAGCAGUUUGUGGAGAACUGUUGCCCAGGAGAUGGACUCACGUUGGAGAAGUUCAUGGAGAGCUGUCUCCCAUGGGAGGGACCCCAUGCUGGAGCAGGGGAAGGACUCCAACUCUUCUCCCUGAGUCACAGCAGGGAAAACAUGUGAUGAACUGACCAAAACCCCCAUUCCCUGCCUCCCUGCACUGCUGAGCAGGAGGAGGUAGAGCUGGGAAGAAGGGAGUGGUGGAGGAAAGAGAGUAGUGAUAGAGUGGCUUUGGUGGAUGUGAGGCAUCCAGCCAGGGUCAACUCACCACACACACAGAAGAGAAGGCAGCAGGGUUUGCUCUUACUGACAAAAGCUGAUUUAUUUGGAUGAAGGAUCAGAUCUCCUGAACAUGACAGCUCAUCAUUGUCCAGUUGCAAAGGAUCUUGGAGCAGCAUCUCCAGCUGGAGCAGGAGAGAUUCCACAAGCUUAUGUCCCCUAGUCCUGCCCAAUCACAUCCCAUAUAAGUGGUUAUUAAUUACUUUAAACUACCUACACAACAUCUCUGAACUAUCUUAAAUGUGUAUAUUCCACUGUUGCAAAUGGUCUGUGCAGUUUAAGUGGUGCUGCAGCAGGAACCAGGUGGAGAGGCUAUGGGAUCAUAGAGUCAGAGAAUCAUUUAGACAGGAAAAGACCACUAAGACCACCAAGUACAAUCCAUCCAUCAUCCAUCAGAUCCCCAGACCCUCCCUACAGGGUGGGGACACUUGGAAACAUGCAGGUCAUGGUUCUCCAUUGGUUUUAGGUGCAAAAGGAGCUCCUGGGGGUGAUUCUAUGAUUCAGUGAUCCUCAGACCUGUCCCAAAGCUCCUGAAUCCAGCAGUCAGAUGCUUCCCUGGGAGUUCAGUCCAUCAGUUGGUUCAGUCUCUACUGCAGGAAAGAGCUGGGGAGUACCUGGGCCACCCUGGGGCUGGAUAUUGACCUGCAGUGUGUGUGCCUGGGCACGGCCCUGGCUCCCAGCCACACCAAAGGCACACCCAGGGGCAAAACUGAAUUUUAUCAUAGGAUCACAGAGCCAUAGUUUGGGCUGGAAAGGAUGUUAAAGACCUUCUAGUUCCAACCCCCCUGAACAAGUAGGGAUGCCUUACACUAGACCAGGUUGCUUAGAAGCCCAUGCAGCCUAUCCAUGAAUGCUUCCAGGAAUGGGGCAGGGAUUAUCCUUCUAUCACACUUUAAUAUUAUAGGUGCUCUUAGAGCAGACUCUGAGGAAAGGGGUCAUUCUGGUCAGCCCUGGAGGAUUUUUCCCAGUGGUCCUGGGGGGUUUCUAGGUUUCUCAGGCUGUUCUUGUGGCCAAGGAACACUUGUCUGUCCUGGCUGCUCCAUCCUCAAGUCCUCAAGGGACAUUCACCUGUCCUGACUGCUCCAUCCCCAACCCUGGCAUUGCAUGAACUAAGGCCAACAAACUGCACUGUGCAGAGUCAGCGAGUCCAGCCUCGCCUGCCUGACCUUGGGCAAGGGGAGGGACAGGCCUGGGAUCCCAAGAGGGAGGGAGGUGGUGGGAGAGAGUGUCGCACUGCAAGGACAGGGAUAGUGCUGGCCCUGAAAACCAAAAGGCUCAGGUUUGGUAGAGCAGGGAAGGUACAUAAAGCAGCACUCUAGACACCUAGCCCAGGGCAUUCCCUGCCUGGGCAGGACACUUGGCUCCCUUUGCAUCAUUCCACAGCCAGCAGGAAAAGUGGAUCAUGGGUAUGGACCAGAGCCAAGAGAUUGAGGUGCAGGCAGAGAAUUUCUGAGAGCCACGAGCUGAUGCAAGUCCUCAUGGGAACAUGUGAGAUAACCAAGUAGCAAAAGGCACUGGCAGAGUCCAGGCGAGAGCAGUGCAGCCACAGCCAGGGCAGCAUGGCAGGGCUCCACGUCCGCUCCCUUCUGGUGACUGGAGCCAACCGAGGCAUCGGCCUGGGGCUCGUCCAGCAUUUCCUGAGGAUGCCAAACCCACCACAGUGGAUCUUUGCAAGCUGUCGGGACCCCAAGGGACAGAGAGCACAGGAGUUACAGAAUUUGGCCUCCAAGCACUCCAACGUCAUCAUCAUCCCGCUCGAAGUCGCUGAGCCCACCAGCAUCAAGGCAGCUGCAGCCAAGGUUGGGGAGCACCUGGGGGGCUCCGGGCUGAACCUCCUCAUCAACAAUGCUGGAAUUGUGAAGCUGAACACACUUGAUACUGAAACAUUAGAGGACAUGAGGGAGAUUUACACCACCAACACGGUUGGACCCCUGCUGAUGGGCCAGGCAUUUCUGCCCUUGCUGAAGAAGGCUGCCCAGGGGAGCCCAGGCUCAGGGCUGAGCUGCAGCAAGGCUGCCAUCGUCAACAUGUCCAGCAUUGGCGGCUCCAUCACUUCUUCCUUUGACUGGGAGUUGAUACAAAUCACCUCGUACCGCUGCAGCAAGGCUGCUCUGAACAUGCUGAGCAGGUGCCAGUCCCUGGCGUACAAGGAGCACGGCAUCCUCUGCAUCGCUCUCCACCCCGGCUGGGUGCAAACUGACAUGGGCAGCUCUGCCGGGCACACGCCCCCUGUGACAGUGGAUGACAGCGUGCAAGGGAUGCUGAAGGUCCUCUCCUCCCUCUCUGAGAAGGACACCGGCGCCUUCCUGGACUGGGAAGGGAACGUCAUACCCUGGUGAGACGCCACUUCAGGAUCCUGGCAGCCAAGAGCUACCUUUGGCACUGCUCCCACCUCCCCCACAUCCUCAAUAAACUCCUGCUGAGACCCCCA